Sciurus carolinensis (gray squirrel) is the source of this 2201-nucleotide messenger RNA. It is a transcript of the gene Ccdc89, whose product is annotated as coiled-coil domain containing 89. Lineage: Eukaryota; Metazoa; Chordata; Mammalia; Rodentia; Sciuridae. The record is from RefSeq and is a predicted model, not a curated record. The transcript has a single exon. The coding region runs from base 138 to 1250 and encodes 370 amino acids.
GCCUGUCCACCAAUUACUGGCCUGUUUACUGGAAAAGUCAACUGCUGGGGAAUGCCAAGAGUCCCUAGCAACACCCGGUGGCUUUUGAAAUCAGAGGAGGAGAGAUUGUGGUCAGCUAUUAGUGGAGGAGAGCUUCUAUGCCUCAGGAAGAGCGGGUUCUCAGGAUGGACAGUCUACCAGAUGAAGAACCCUUAGAUAAACGAAAUGAAAAACAGAAAAAUGAGGAAGAGGACAUGGAGUUUAAGGAACUGGAAGGGCUGAGGGACGCCUUGGCAAACCUGCGGGAUCUGUCUGAGGAGGAGAAGGGUGAGAAGGCAAUGCUUUGCUCCCGUAUCCAAGAGCAGUCCCAGCUCAUUUGUAUUCUGAAGCGGAGGGCUGAUGAAGCCCUGGAACGCUGCCAGAUCCUGGAGCUGCUCAAGGAAGAGCUGGAGGAAAAGAGGAUGCAGGAGGCAGAAAAGCUGAAAGCCCAGAGUGAGCAUGCCCAGAAGCUGGAGGAACGCUUCAAGAUCCUGGCAGCCAACCACGAGUUGAUGAUCCGCUUCAAGGAUGAACACAAGAAUCAGAAUAUCAAGCUGAGGGAAGAGAAUGAGAAGCUGAGACUGGAAAACAGCAAACUCUUCAGCCAGGCUCUGAAGGACAAGGAGGCCAAAGUGUUGCAGCUGACCACCAAGAGCCAGGCCCUCACCAAGGAGCUGGAGGCUCUGAAACAGAGGUGUGCGCGGGAUGCCUGCCAGGCACAGGCCCGAGAAAAGGAGCUGCUGGAGCUGCAGAGCAAGCAGGCCUGCGCUCACAUCGAGGAGACAGAGCAGCUGCGCAGCCAGCUGCAGAGCCUCCAGCAGCAGUACCAACAGGCCAUGGAACAGAUGGCAAAGGCCCAGGAGAAACACAGCAGGCUGAGCCAGGAGCUGCAAACCAGGCUGCAGACCAUCACUCAAGAGAAAGAGGAGCUGCUGCAGCUGUCCAUGGAGAGGGGCAAGGUGCUUCAGAACAAACAGGCAGAGAUCCGGCAGCUGGAGGAGAAGUUGGAGACAGCAGACAUGGCUAGGAGGCAUGCACUAGAGAGGUUUGAGCAAGAGGCAGUGGCUGUGGACAGCAACUUGAGAGUCCAGGAACUUCAGCGCAGGGUGAAUGGGAUCCAAAAGGCUUACGAUGAACUCAGGCUGCAGUCAGAAGCCUUCAAAAAGCAUAGCCUGGAUCUUUUAAGCAAGGAGAGAGAACUCAAUGCCAAACUUCGCCAUCUCUUUCCAUAACUGUCUUCAAUUAAUAAUUCAAAUAUUUGUGCAUUAGCAUUAUGACAAGAGAAAAGAUGAUAUUCCAUUUAUUAUACUUUUAAGCACAAAAGGAAAAUUGAAAGAAAAUCUGCUUGACUAUAACAUUGCUGUUGUUACCAUUGUAAAGCUAACACUCAUUUUCAGUUCUACCAACUAGAAUAUAGAAGACUUAGCAGAGUUCCUCCUUGCCUGUGAAGUCUUCCUAAAUUUGCCAUCAGUAGCUCCCCCAUUGAAUGACUUAUUCAUUCUCAAUCUUAGAUGUCUUAAAAAAUCCUGAGAUUUUAAUUUAGCAGCUUCUGUGAUUCAAGUGUAUCUAAAAUGUAUACUAAGAUGUGCACAGUUAGUAACUAUACAUGGGUAGGCUUAUGUCCCACAUAGUUAAGAUAGCAAGCAAACACAUCAGCAUAAUAGCAUGAAUACAUUGCAGGAAAAGAAAAAGCUAUUUUAUUUUGCAUUAGCUUGACAAACAAAAAUUUAGAUCAGUAAUUUAUUUCCCAAAGCAGGCCAUCUUUAUUAUAGUCAUUCCAUAUGAGCAAUAAGAUUCCAAUUAGUUAAAUCAAUUUUUAUUUUGCUUUAUGCUUGGAUAUCACUCCAUUUUCUUAGUUUUCUCCUUAAUAAAGACAGGAUUUGGAUGUACAAUAAUGCAAAUAUCAAUAGUUUCUUUUAAUAUUGCAUAAUACGCUAAUAGAUAAAAGGCCUCAAUUUGGGGUAACAAGUCAUAGCAGACCUUUCAUGACUUAUACAGUAACUCACAGGUAUUGCUUUCUGUUUCUAUUAGUAUGUUUUCCUGUAAUUAACUUUUAAAAAAUAAGAUGAAUGCAUAUAUGUAUUCUUAGGCAUUUUUGUAGGAAUACCUCAAUUUCAUAAGAAGAGUUAUAAAAACACAAUAGCUAUCAUUUAUAUUUAUGUAACCUUCUUAAAAUUCUUAAG